CAUUCGCGAUGCCGCGUUUCCCAACGCCUCUGUGCUCUGCUCAGUGCUCCCGUCACCUCUGCGCGCGGCUGCCCCGAGUGCCCUCCCUAUUUCGUCGGCUUCGCUUUACUCUCUCUUCCUCGAUUGGAUCUCGAGGAAGCGCCGGUCGUAGAGGGAGAAGGUCAUCCAUCAAUGAUUCUCUCUUGAAGUCGCUUUCGCCAUCGAUAACAUCCGUAAUGGGGAUUCCUCUUGUGUUGGUUUUAGUCAAGUACCGGAUCUGAAGCACAGCGAUCGUAAUCGGAGGGCUCGGUGAAGGAGAGAGCGGAAGUCCGCUUCUGGUUCUGCUGCUACCGCCCCUUUUGAGACCUCUGAUAUCGGAGUCAUUCUGAUUAGUGCUCUUAAAUCUCACUGUUGCUGCUGCUGCUGCUGCUCCUCUCUGUGAGAGUUGGUGUAGGAGAUGGAGCCUUCGAGAGCAGCGCCGCCGCCGCCAAAUUUCGGGUCAGUGGCUCGGACGAUCACCAAGAUCCUCCGCCUGCGAAGGUCAGCCGCCAGCUCUACCGGUGGCUCCGCCGACGCCGCUCCUGACGAUUACGAUGCGAUCCACAAGUUUAAGCUCGCUCGAGACGUCAGAGAUUAUUCUGGCAUCCUCACCGAACCCCCUGACAAAGGCUUCCACAAACCUGAAGAUGAGAAGCGGCAGCAGCAGCAGCAGAAGAGUGGUUCUUCCGGUGAUCUGGACGCCAUGGAGUCCCUCCUCGCGAACCUCUUCGCCAGCAUCUCCGCCGUCAAGGCCGCCUACGCCGAGCUUCAGGUGGCGCAGUCUUCAUAUGAUUCGGAGUUGAUACAGUCUGCGGAUGGUGCUGUCGUUGCCGGGCUGAAACACAUAUCGGUGCUGAAGCAGUCCUUCUUCAGGAACCAGUUCGACCCUCGCACCAGUCCGAUUUUGCAGCCGGCUCUCGCCGCGCAGCUCCAAGAGCUGCGCAACCUCACCAGGACCUACAGCAUCACCACCCACAAGCUGGAGGCCGAGCUCGACCUGAAGGGCUCCGAGAUCCUCGCCCACCAAGCAAGUCUCCUCGAAUCCGAGAGAAAGGCCCAAGCUUUGGAGGCCAAGCUCCAUCCCAACCGCUCUCUCGCCGCACUCGACGGUCUCCACCUUUCCGGCCUCAACCCCACACAUUUCCUCACUGCGCUGCGCUACGCCUUCAAAUCGAUCAGAUUCUUCGUCCAACUAAUGGUGAAGGAGAUGGAUUCUGCCGGUUGGGACCUAGACGCUGCCGCCGGCUCCAUCCAACCGGACGUGCUCCGCGAAAAAGAGCCCAGCCACCGGAUCUUUGCAUUCGAAUCUUACGUCUGCCUGAGGAUGUUCUCCGACUUACACCACCAAAACUUCGGUAUUGGCACGUUGGAGGAAUGCUUGGCGUGGGAUCGCCGACAAUUCUUCAACGAAUUCACCAGGCUCAAGUCAAUUGCGAUGAACCAGAGUCUAGGCCACCUGCCGUCGCCGGUGGCGCGGUUCUGCAGGGCCAAGUACUUGUCGCUGGUGCAUCCGAAGAUGGAAUCCUCCUUCUUCGGCGAACUUGAUCAGAGGGCGAUGGUGAGCUCGGGACGGGGCUUUCCGGGCUCCGAGUUCUUUGCCGCGUUUGCGGAGAUGUCUAGACGAAUGUGGCUCCUCCAUUGCCUCUUCUUCUCGUUCGAGCCGGAUACCGAGCGGUCCAUCUUCCAGGUAGGACGAGGGAGCCGGUUCUCCGAUGUGUACAUGGAAAGCGUGACGGCGGCUGAGAGCAAAGACAAUGGCGGUGUCGGCGGCGCCGAGGGGGCUGGGUCAGGUCGAGCCACCGCGGUGGGAUUCACCGUAGUCCCCGGGUUCAAAGUGGGCCGAACGCUGAUCCAGAGCAAGGUCUACCUCAUCACGGUUGACGCCAAGGUAAACGUACGGUUGUGAUCGUGUGUAACGCCCAUCCAACGGCUGCGGAAGCAUCAGGCUACUGUUUUUGGGUACGGUAAAGGUAGUUAGGAGACUUAAGUAGAAGCUUCUAUGUUAUCAACAGUGUACAAAGUGCCAUAAUGGUGUAAUACUAUAGCUUUUGUGGCGAGUAAUUGUUAAGUACAUGUUCGUGA
Musa acuminata AAA Group (dessert banana) is the source of this 2100-nucleotide messenger RNA. Its product is annotated as protein GRAVITROPIC IN THE LIGHT 1-like. Bases 437 to 1924 code for a protein of 495 amino acids. The record is from RefSeq and is a predicted model, not a curated record. Gene Ontology annotation, biological process: response to red or far red light; negative gravitropism. The transcript is spliced from 2 exons. NCBI's taxonomy places the organism in Eukaryota, Viridiplantae, Streptophyta, Magnoliopsida, Zingiberales, Musaceae.